UAUGAGAGGGUUUUCUUCUUUGGCUUGUAGAGCUUUACCAGCAAUUAGAAAUCUCUCACAAGAAUUACACAAUCAGAGCAAACCCAUUAUACAAAAAUCCCCAGAGGUCAAGCCUUUAACAUCUCUUGAUGAAAACCACACCAACAACAACAGAGAAAUAAUAUCAACAGGUAAGUCUUCCUUGAAUUCUCAGCUUAAAAAUCCCAACUUGUCUUCAAUUUCAAAGAGUCGGAUCUCAUUUGAUAAACAUAAAUUACAGAAAAAGCCUGUUGAUCAAAAUUACAUUUCUCAGAUUCUUUCAAGGAAAGACUGGUAUUUGUUGCUAAACCACGAGCUAAAAGCAAAAAGAAUGAGUUUGAAUGCUCAAUUAAUUGUGAGUAUUUUGCACAAUCAAGAGAAACCAUUGCAGCAUUUAAGAUUUUAUGUCUGGGUAUUGAAUAUCAACCCGUUAUUCGCAAAAAAUCAAUCAAUUCGGGGUGUUUUGGCAAAUGCCCUUUACCGUAAAGGUCCAGUUUUGUUGUCUGCUGAGUUAAUACAAGAUAUUAGGAAUUCUGGUUGUCGAAUUACAGAGGAUGUUCUUUGUGUUUUAAUUGGUAGUUGGGGAAGAUUAGGGCUAGCAAAGUACUGUGCUGAAGUUUUCGAGCAGAUCUCAUAUUUGGAUCUUAGCUCAAGUACGAGACUGUAUAAUGCUGUGAUUGAUGCAUUGGUCAAGUCCAAUUCGCUUGACUUGGCUUAUCUUAAAUUCCAACAAAUGCAGAUUGAUAAUGUUAAUCCCGAUAGGUUUACUUAUAACAUUCUCAUUCAUGGAGUUUCCAAAGUUGGUGUGGUGGAUGAGGCGCUUCGUUUAGUGAAAAAGAUGGAGGGAAUGGGAUAUUCACCCAACGUGUUUACAUACACAAUUUUAAUUGAUGGUUUCUGUAAUGCAAGAAGAGUGGAUGGAGCCUUUAGCAUAUUAGAGAGAAUGAAGGAGAGCAAUGUGAGUCCGAAUGAAGCUACAUAUAGAUCACUGGUUAACGGGUUGUUUCGUGCUCUGCCCCCACUUAUGGCGUAUGAAUCAUUAUGUAGCUUUGUGGAGAGGGAGCUCAUCUUGCCUAAAUUGGCUUGUGAUGCUAUACUGCAUUGCCUUGCUAGUAUUUUUUUACCGCGAGAGGCAGCUUUAUUUUUGAGAAAAACUAGGGAGAAAGGUUACAUUCCCGACUGCUCAACAUUUAACAUUACAGCAAUGUGUCUGAUUAAGGGAUUGGAACUUGAGGAUACAUGUGAGAUAUUGGAUAGUUUACUUGAGAAAGGUACGAAGUUGGGAUUUAAUGCUUAUCUGGCACUUAUUGAGGCUCUGUACAAGGCUGGAAAAGUAGGGGAGGGGAAUCGGUAUCUAAAUCAGAUGCUCCAGGAUGGACUUGUAGCAAACGUCUUCUCGUAUAACAUGGUAAUUGAUUGCUUCUCCAAAAAUAAAAUGAUGGGCAGGGCAUCAGAGAUUUUCAGAGAGAUGUGUCAAAGAGGUAUUGCUCCUAAUCUUGUCACUUUCAAUACCCUUAUCAGUGGACAUUCCAAAGCUGGACAGGUAGGUAAGGCACGAGAGCUUCUGCUGAUGCUCUUAGAGCAUGGUUUCGAACCAGAUAUUUUCACUUUUAGUUCAAUUAUAGAUGGUCUUUGCCGGGUGCACCAGAUUGAGGAUGCUUUUGAUUGUUUUACAGAAAUGCUAGAGUGGGGAGUCACUCCAAACAAUAUUGUAUACAAUAUCUUAAUCCACUCGUUAUGUGUCAUCGGGGAGGUUACAAAAGCGACAUCAUUGUUAAAGAAGAUGCGAGGUGAUGGUAUAAGGCCAGAUGUCUUCUCUUUUAAUGCUCUUAUUCAAAGUUUUUGUAGAAUGAAUAGGGUUGAGAAAGCGCAGAAGCUUCUCCAAAUCAUGUUGGCAUUGGAUUUGAGUCCGGACAAUUUUACCUACAGUGCAUUUAUCAAGGCAUUAUGUGAAUCAGGAAGAUUUGAUGAAGCUAAAGCGUUGUUCCUCUCAAUGGAGGCAAAUGGGUGCAUCCCUGACUCUUAUACAUGUAAUUCGUUUUUUAAUGAUCUGGUUAAGUCGGCUCACGUUGAAGAGGCCCGAGAUAUAUUUCUGAAAUACAAAGAGAAGGGAAUUGCACUAAAACCCAUCGCUGUUUCUCAAAAUGAGGCGCUGGUCAGAUUGUCUUUUCUUCAUACUGAUUCAUGAGUUUGGACUUCUUUGGGUAGCCUUUGGCUUUAACAGCAAAUAUAGCUAUCAAUUGCCAGGCUGUUUUUCUUACUGCAGUGUGGAAUCAAGUAACUCAUUUUUUAAUGCUCUGGUUCAGUUUGCUCACUUUGAAGAGGCCCAAGAUAUAUUCCUGAGAUACAAAGGGAGGAAUGGCACUAGAACCCAUCCCUGUAUUGAAGUAUGAUGCUUUGGUCAGGUUGUCUUUAGUUGAUACCAAUGCAUGAGCUUCAGCUUCUUUGUGUAGCUUUUGGCUUUGAAAGCAAAAAAUACUAUCAAACACCAGGCUUCUGUUUUCCCUACCGCAUUGUGGAAUCAGCAUCUGGUAGUUUUCUGAGGAGCAUGAUGUUUCAAGAACUGCUUUCCUUGGUUUUGUACAAAUAAAUUGACGGGAAUGUGGAAAACAAUAGGUCAGUUCUUCUGACAUAGCCAGGAAUCCACCUUUUUUUUUUUUUCCACGCAAGACCUUCUUUGUUUUGACUGGUGAGAAAAGAAUAUUGACUAGUUCUUCUAAUCAAAACCAGACUGAAAUCAGGCUUUGAGAACUCAUCACAAAUGCUGCAGGAGAGUUGGUGGUCUAUGACCAUGCCAUCUGCAUCACUUCUUGGAAGUUCAAUCUUCAAGUGGUUGAGAUAAUAUGUGUGGCUUAAGAGGGCUUGUCUCAGAUGCAAUGGGAGAGUUCGUGGUUUUGAAGCUCGAUGUUCAAGUGGUUGGGGUUCUAUGGCCUCUACCUGGCUUGGGACUGGGAGAUUCUUAGCAGCUGUAUAAGUUCAUUAGAAGUCUGGUGGAGGUUUGCUAACUCACCCUCCUUUGGGAGUGUCCCAGGCCUUGGAGAAAGAAGGUGUUAAUCGAGUCUUGUAUUACAUUUAGUUCAGGUUAGUUUAGCUUCAUAUACAGUACUAGUCAAUGUAAUUAUUAUCCAAUAUUAACUUCAUUUGUUUAAUAUGUCAUGUUCAGAUUGGCAUGCAUAAACAGUGAACCAGA
Molecule: messenger RNA, 3208 nt
Organism: Ilex paraguariensis (yerba mate)
Lineage: Eukaryota; Viridiplantae; Streptophyta; Magnoliopsida; Aquifoliales; Aquifoliaceae
Source: the annotation of a GenBank genome assembly